AUGGCAAAAAUGCAAGAAGAAAUGAACCAACGUGCCAGUACUACCAAUCCUCCUACCCAUCCAGCGGUCGAGACUCCGAAUCCAGUUCCUCAAGUUAAUCCUCUAAUUAACAUUAGUGCACCCGGUGGUGUUCCAAACGGCAAUCCUCGUCCUCAUGUUUUUGAAAUAGACGACCGAUAUUAUGCAUUCUUCAGCCCAAGGGCUGCUUCUCAGUAUGACGCUUUCGGUUCAGCAACCAACGAGGUGGAGAGGAAGGUAAAGGCUAUCGAGGAGAAGCUCAAGACAAUGGGGAACACCGAUGUUUUGGGUCUUGACGCGGUAGAAAUGUGCCUAGUGCCCGGGGUCAUCAUUUCGGCCAAGUUAAAAGUUCCAGACUUUGAAAAAUAUAAGGGAAAUAGCGACCCGAGGACUCACAUUAGGGCAUACUGUCGAAAUAUGGUCGCUUAUUCCAGUGAUGAUCAACUAUUAAUGCAUUUUUUCCAAGAUUCCCUUAGUGGGGCAUCUUUGGAUUGGUAUAUGCAACUCGAGGGCCUCCAUAUUCACACAUGGAGGGAAAUGGCCAAAGCAUUCCUCAAGCACUAUCGGUACAACACUGAUAUGGCACCUAAUUGCACGCAGUUGCAAAAUCUGACUCAAAGGUCUGAGGAGUCCUUCAAAGAGUAUGCUCAACGGUGGAGGGAAUUAGCUACUAGGGUACAACCCACAUUGCUAGAAAGGCAACUGGUAUACAUCUUUAUGGGUAACUUGCAAUGCCCAUACCUUGACAGAAUGGUAGGGAGCACCUCUUUGGGCUUUUCCGACCUGGUCUUAGCCGGUGAAAGGAUAGAAAAUAUGAUUAACAUGGGCAAGAUCCAGAACUCUGACAGUACUUCUAGUGCAUCGAAGAAACCUUUUGUUCCCUACGGUAAAAAACAAGAAGGCGAGACCAAUGCCACAUCCAUCAUUCAAACAAGAAAUCCCACUUAUCCGCAAGUAGCCGCCGUAGCUCCCGUCCAACCUAGUCAACAACAACCAUUUAUAAUUCCUGUUCAAACUCAACAACAACAACAGGAGUUGGGACCCCCACCAGCGGUUCUUCCUCCCGAUUAUGAUGCAAAUGUCCACUGUGAAAUUCAUUCUGGUGCUCCUGGGCAAUCCAUCGAGAAUUAUAAAGCAUUAAAGUACAAGGUUCAAGAUCUUAUUGAUUCUAAGGCAAUCACAUUCACCCCCAAUGGGCCGAAUUCUGUCAUACAACGAUUAAUGAACCAAGGUAUCUUGGUGGUAGACUGCCCGUCCAUAAAAGAAGACGUGUCUACCCUCGAGAUACCAUAUGACAAAAUCUCUCCUCUGCAAAUUCCAUAUAACUUUUCUCAGUUAACUCUGUCAACAAAUCAUGUUACUCCGAUCAUAAUAACAGUUCCCACGCCAUUCAUGUAUGUUAACACUAAGGCAGUCCCAUGGGUGUAUGACACCUCAGUCUACAUCCAUGGUCAGAAGAUUCAAGAAGAACCAUUGAAGUCUAAUGAUCCAAUGAUCAAUAUCACCGGCACUGGUGGAAUCACGAGAAGUGGAAGGAUAUUUACGCCAGCACCCACUCCAAUUGGAACUAUCAAUCCUUCAGCUUCAGACAAAGGCAAACAAAUUGAUGGCGCUAAGUAA
Molecule: messenger RNA, 1638 nt
Organism: Lathyrus oleraceus (garden pea)
Lineage: Eukaryota; Viridiplantae; Streptophyta; Magnoliopsida; Fabales; Fabaceae
Exons: 3
Coding region: 1-1638 (545 amino acids)
Source: RefSeq, a predicted model, not a curated record